Messenger RNA from Sorghum bicolor (sorghum), 1536 nucleotides. Its product is annotated as oxysterol-binding protein-related protein 4C. Gene Ontology annotation, molecular function: sterol binding. Bases 209 to 1408 code for a protein of 399 amino acids. The transcript has 4 exons. The record is from RefSeq and is a predicted model, not a curated record. NCBI's taxonomy places the organism in Eukaryota, Viridiplantae, Streptophyta, Magnoliopsida, Poales, Poaceae. Gene Ontology annotation, cellular component: intracellular membrane-bounded organelle; cytosol; membrane.
CGACGCGCCCAACACCAACACGGUGCGGGCAGCUGCCAAAGAAAGCAAAGGAGAGGAGAGGAGAGGAGGAGCUCAUUAGUUUUUUUUUUUUUGGGCGUCGGUCCGUCGGAGGGGAUUGGUUGUUGAUUGAUCGUCAUCCGCUUCGUCCCCGGUGGUAGCUCGCGCUCGAUUCCUUGAUCCUCUCUCGCCGGCCGGCGCGCCCGCCCACAUGGUGGAGUCGGAAGGCGAGGCGGAGGCGGCGUGCGCGGCGGUGCUGACGCCGCCGCUGUCGCUGGAAGGCGGCCUCGCGGCGGAGCUCCGCCCUGCCAACAUCGUCCAGCGUGUGCUCAGCCUCUUCCGCAACGUCCGCCCGGGCUCGGACCUCUCCCACUUCCAGCUGCCGGCGACGUUCAACCUGCCCAAGUCGCAGCUACAGCUAUACGGAGAGGGGGUGUACUGCGUCGGCGACGACCUCCUUGGCCGGUGCGCGCGUGGCGCCGACAGCCUCGAACGCCUCGCCGCCGUGGUGGCAUGGAGCAUCUCCACGACGCGGCCGCCCAUCUUCGGCUUCGCGCCCUACAACCCGGUGCUCGGCGAGACCCACCACGUCUCCACCUCCUCCGGCGGCUCCACCCUCAACGUCCUGCUGGAGCAGGUCUCGCACCGCCCUCCCGUGACGGCGCUGCACGCGGCGGACGCGCGCGGCGACGUCCGCCUCGUGUGGUGCCAGAGCCCGGCGCCGCGGUUCCACGGGGCCAGCGUGGAGGCCGCGGUGCGCGGCGCGCGGGAGCUCCGCCUGCCCCGCCACGGCGAGACGUACGUCGUGGGCUGCCCUAACCUGGUGAUCCGCCUCCUCCCGUCCCCCGGCGUCGACUGGGCCGGCGACGUCCGCGUCGUCUGCGCCGAGUCCGGCCUCGAGGCCAAGCUCAGCUACUGCCGGACGCGACGCUCGUUCCUCGGGUUCGGCGGCGGCGACGCCCGCUGCGUCAGGGGCAGGAUCUUCCGCUCGUCCGCGCCUGACGAGACGCUGUGCGAGGUCGAUGGGUUCUGGGACCGGCAGGUCUCCAUCAAGGACGUCGCUACUGGUGAGGUCUCCGUGCUCUACGACGCACAGCGAGCCAUUGGUGACCUCGCCACGCCCGUCGUGCAAGACCAGAAGGGCGUGUCGGCGUCGGAGUCCGCGGUGGUCUGGGGCGAGGUGAGCGACGCGAUCUUGAAGAAGGACUGGGAGACGGCCCGGCAGGCGAAGCGGCGGGUGGAGGACACGGCGAGGAGGCUCGCCAAGGAGAGGAACGAGAGGGGGGAGGUGUGGACGCCCAAACACUUCUCGCUGUCGCAGAACAAAGACGGCGACUGGGAGUGCUGGCCGCUGGAGGAGACGGUGCCGCCGGCGCCUAUUGUUGUCCCCUCUUCCUCAUCCUCCUCAUGACACUACUAGUAGAUCAUUAGUACUUCUACAGCACUACAUGUUGAUUGACACUUCACUGAUGAUAUACGACGAACGAACCUGAAUGAAUCUCAUUGAAUCUAUGUAUAUAUAUUUCUUCUUCGUCGGCU